Nomia melanderi (Alkali bee) is the source of this 2909-nucleotide messenger RNA. RefSeq names its product mitochondrial transcription rescue factor 1. Gene Ontology annotation, molecular function: RNA binding. Gene Ontology annotation, biological process: regulation of mitochondrial transcription. The record is from RefSeq and is a predicted model, not a curated record. Gene Ontology annotation, cellular component: mitochondrion. Lineage: Eukaryota; Metazoa; Arthropoda; Insecta; Hymenoptera; Halictidae.
CAUUGGAAAUUAUAGUUUUCGGAAAAUGUCGAAGUUUCGUCUCUUAGUUUAUAAUCAUUUAUAUACGGUGCACGAUGUUGUCCAAAACACUCUCUAAUUUUGUACGACAUAUGAUAUUAAAAAAUAAACGAUUAUUUCAUACAUACGCAAUAGCACCGAUAUUUAAUUAUAAACAAUAUAAUUUAUGUCCAAAUUACUCAUAUUUACAGCAAACUCCUAAUUUUAUUACACAGAAAAGAUGGAAAAGCAAAAAAACGAAGAACCAUAAAGAUGAUGACAGUGAAGACGAAGAAAGUGAAGACGAAAAGGACUUCACAGAUGUAGAUGAUUAUUUAAAAACUGCGCAGUCAAAAGUAAUUGAUAUUAAUGUACCUUCUCCUCGGUUAGAUAUUGUUGCUAAAGAAGGAUUUGGAAUGUCACGUGCCAAGAUAGAUCAAGCAUAUUAUGACAAUAAGAUACGCAUCAAUGGAAAGAAAUGUUUAAAGAAAAGUGUAAUGGUUAGGGUUGAAGAUGAAAUUGAUCUCAUAAUUGACAGAAGAAAUACAUUCUUAACAGUACAUCGUUGUACUAUAUUAAUGGUUAAUGUAAGUGAAGGAAGCACCAAAAUAAAAUUACUUAGAAAUAAAUCCUUACUAAUUGAGGAUUAUGAUUUAAAGAAUGCUAUAUCAUGAUUACUAUUUUCAAGAAAUAUUGGCAGCUAAGUGGGAUUGUUGGCACUGAAAACAGUAUUUUAUAAUAUCACUGAAAUAUAACGUAUGUACAACUGGACAUGAAUGCAGCAGUUUUAACGCUUCAACGCAAUUGUCUAUUUGCUCUGGACUUGGAUUUAAAUCCAUUUUUCUGAAUGGUUCUGAAAUUACUACUUGCCAUCCUAACAAGUAGCCAUUACAAUUUACAAUCACACUUAUGUUUCGCACUUGUAAUAAAAUCUUUUUUAGUUCAUUAAUCUAAAAAAGGAUAAUAGUAAUAAUAGUAAUAAUAGUAAUAAUAGUAAUAAUAAUAAAAUAUAAUAAAUUUUACAGUUGUAAGUUAUGCAUAUGUGAUUUUAUACAUAUAAACUCUUACCAUUAAAAAUUUAGCUAAUUGCGUUAAAUUUUUAUCCCAUAAGGUAUAUUCGUAUACUUCAAAGUCUAUACAUAUUUGGGCAAUAAGAAUAAGUGCUUGUUGCGAAUAAUUUUGUGUCUUCCAUAAUAUUUGUACUAAUUCAUGCUUGGAACUUGUUUCAAAUGUAUGUACAUUGUAUCCAACUCCUAAUGAUUCUAGUCUACCUAUAUACUUUAGAGACUUCAUAUAUUCUCUGAAUACCAAAUGUUCCAGCAUAUUAAAUAAUAGAACAAUUGAGUUACAAACAUCGUAUAAUUAAAAACAAAUGUAUAUACAUAUAUACGCACCUAAUUGUUUGAAUAUCGCGUUUAGUUAAAUCUUCUAAUUUAGAAGCAUCAAGUAUGGUUUGCAAUACACAUAGAGCUCUGUAACGAACUUCAGGACUGUGAUCUUCAUUAUUUUCGCAGAAACCUAUAUUUAUUAGAAAAUUUGCUGACAAUUCAAGAUCUCCAUACUCCAGAAUAUAACACAGUCUGGAAAUACAUUAUGUGUAUUGAAAGAUUUCGAAGAGUAUAAAAAUUAAUUUUUCGACUACAACUCUAUACCUUAAUAAAUUAUCAUCAGAAUUCGAAUUUGGUUCAGAAUUUGUUACCAUUGAAAACGUGUCCGUUAUACUUUGAUUAAAUUUCAUAUACUUAAUAUCUGGCUGUAACCAUUCUUGCAACAAUUCCAUUCGCAAUUUAACUAUAUUAAUUGAACAUAGUUCACUGAUCGCUUUAACUGCAGAAUUUAUAUCUGGUCUAUGAUCUGUAAUGUAUCGAUAUCUUUGUGGUAUGCUUUCGUCUGUAUACAAUUCACGAACUAACUUGUAUGGAUUUCCAAUCAAUGAUAAAUAAUUUGAGGUUCCUAAACCAUGUGUACGUAAGAUAUGUUCUGAUGUAAAGUGUAAAUACUUGAAUUUUAUUUUCUAAAAAGAAUCGUGAAAAAUAAGUUAAUGCGUUUAAAUAUUAUGUGAAUUGAAAGAAGGGAACAUACCUCAAGCAUUCCUUCUUCAAACUUAGUAGAUUUCUGAACAGAUAGUAGAGCAUAUUUAUAACAUUCUUCGACAGCUGCUACUUGAUCAGCACCUAGUAAAUAAGAGAAUUUUUUUAUUUGAAAAAUGUAGAAAGUAAUUUAUAGUCAUAAAAUCUCAAAAUACCUGGAGGUGUAUGAUUGACAACAUAAUAUAACGCUGCUGUGCUAUAAUAUAAUGCAUUCGGUCCAGUCAUCUGUUCUAUACAUUUUUUUAUAUCGUUUAAUAAACUACUGUUUUUCGGACAGAGACUCCAUUUGUUUGUUUUGUGUUUAUUUCCCCAUGUACGUGUUAUUUCUCCUUUAAUGGCUAGUGUACAUAUGAUAUGGGGUUGUAAUUUAAGAAUAGGCGCUAUAUCCAACCACUUUUUGUAACUUUUUAAAUUCAAUUCUGGAGCUAAAAUAGACAAACUAAUGAAAUAUGUAUAACAUACAAUAUACAUGAUAAAUGAUCUAUAAUCUGUAUAAAGAAUGUAAAAUUAAAAAAUGUUUUACUUAUAAAAGUCCAUAAUUCAAUUUUAGGCAAAAAAGGUAAUCGCCAUACAGAUAUAGGUGGUAGAGAUGUAUAUCUUGGAUUAAGAUGCAUCCAUUCAUCGCGUUCUAUUUGCGUCGGUUGACUGAUAAUAAUUGGAAAAAUAGAAUUACAUGUACAAUCCAUACAAUGUAAUGGAUUAUUACAUACGAAACUUGUUUAUUACCCUUACCUAUUUCGAGUAUAAUUUUGUAGGAAACAAAAGUAAUUUCUAUGUUCAAUAUUUUUGUCUUCUAUAAGAUCCAUAAGGAUUAUAAAUAUU